Messenger RNA from Boeremia exigua, 1221 nucleotides. RefSeq lists its product as uncharacterized. The transcript has 2 exons. The record is from RefSeq and is a predicted model, not a curated record. NCBI's taxonomy places the organism in Eukaryota, Fungi, Ascomycota, Dothideomycetes, Pleosporales, Didymellaceae. Gene Ontology annotation, molecular function: oxidoreductase activity, acting on the CH-OH group of donors, NAD or NADP as acceptor. Bases 264 to 1052 code for a protein of 262 amino acids.
CGCAUCAUUGUCGCGCGUCGGCGUUUGAAAAUGUGGGGUCGCUUUCCGAACACCUUCCGAGCGUCAACCAAGCUUGCAGCAUGAUGCGCUGGAAUUGAAGUGCCGCAAGCUUCUUCUGCCAGAGAAUUACCUCGUCGAUACGUGUGUCUGACUGUUCAGUCUCUAUUGAUAUUGUAGCCUGCCGAAGCCAUUAUUCAUCUUGUUACUCAACUCUGCCUACAACUGCGUCAUUCCGAAUCACCACUGGAGAUUUAGCACACACGAUGGCCACUGUACAGCAGCUCUACUCUCUCGAGGGGCAAACCGCCCUCGUAACAGGAGGCACACGAGGAAUUGGUCAAUCUAUGGCGAUUGCCCUCGCCGAAGCAGGAGCAGACAUCCUCCUUGUCCAGCGCGACGAGUCGAAUCAGCAGACAAAAGAAGCGAUUGAGAAACUCGGUCGCAAGGCAACCAUCUACACCGCCGAUUUGUCUUCCAACGACUCCGUCACUCAGCUUACCCCUAGAAUCCUCGCCGACGGACACCGCAUCCAUAUCCUGCUCAAUUGUGGCGGCAUCCAAAAGCGGCACCCCGCGCACCAGUUCCCAGAAAAUGACUGGAACGCUGUGCUACAAGUCAACCUCACCAGCGUGUUCACCCUGUGUCGCGAUGUCGGUGCCCACAUGCUCGAGCAGCCUGCAGACCUGCCUCUCAACCGUCGAGGCUCCAUCAUCAAUGUAGCCUCCCUCCUCACCUUUCAGGGCGGCAUUACAGUCCCUGCAUAUGCAGCAUCUAAAGGUGGGGUUGGUCAGCUCACCAAGGCCUUGAGCAAUGAGUGGACGAGUAAGGGAAUCAGCGUCAAUGCUAUCGCCCCGGGUUAUAUUGCGACAGACAUGAAUGAGGCUCUGAUCAAGGACGAGAAGCGUGCUGAGAGCAUACUGAGCAGAAUCCCUGCCGGCAGGUGGGGCAGUCCUGAGGACUUCAAGGGCGCCGUGGUGUUCUUGGGCAGUGCUGCAAGUGCAUAUGUAUCUGGAGAAAUUCUAACUGUCGACGGUGGAUGGAUGGGCAGAUAGACACAAUUCUACCACCGAAGGGCAGUAGUUACCUGCAUGUAUCAGUUGAAAUCGCUGAUUGGAUACGAACUAUCAUCACUGAGACGACUUGGAGCUAUAUACUGUUGAGCGAAUGUAUGGAAACACAUUGCCGUUUCACAAAUAGCAUCGAAGGGCGAUUAACGUAGCG